Paramecium pentaurelia is the source of this 420-nucleotide messenger RNA. The record is from the annotation of a GenBank genome assembly. Lineage: Eukaryota; Ciliophora; Oligohymenophorea; Peniculida; Parameciidae.
UGAAUGUAGAUCCUCUCAUUUAUAAACAGACAUGAAAACUUGUCCAAAUUGUAACAAGAACAAAAAAAAUUUAGACAAUCAAGUCAAUAACGAGAAAGAACUAAAACUUAAUCAAAUUAUAGAGCCUUCAGUCUAAAUUAAAAAGCACCUUCUAAUUCUAAAAGUCAACCUGAUUUGACUGAUGAAAAUUAAAGUGUUUUCGUACCUUAUAGACAAAGAAACAUUUCAUAAAAUAGUAUCUCGAUUUCAUAUGAUAAUUCUGAAAAAAAAAAGAGCUUUUUACCAAAUAUGAAUAAUUAAGAUCCAAUGUUAUAAACUUUUGGAAAAUAAGUAAUCAUCCUUAAACCAAAGAGAUUUCCUACUGAGAUAUUUUAAGGAAAUGUGAGCAAGAUGAAGAAGCAAUUCUAAUAAAAUUAUUGA